GUGGCACGGCAGCAGCAACAUGGAACUGAGUGCCGAGCACCACCGGAUCCCCCUCAAUGAUGGCAACUCCAUCCCUGUGCUGGGACUGGGCACCUACUCCUCUCCCCGAACUACACCCAAAGGAACCUGUCUGGAGGCAGUAAAACUGGCCAUAGACCUUGGCUACCGACACAUCGAUGGGGCUUAUGUAUACUAUAAUGAGCAUGAGGUUGGCCAGGCAAUAAGGGAGAAGAUCGCUGAGGGAAAGGUCAAACGAGAAGACAUUUUUUACUGCGGCAAACUUUGGAACACGUGCCAUCCGCCGGAACUUGUGCGGCCGACAUUGGAGAAGACGCUAAAGACGCUCCAGUUGGAUUACGUGGAUCUGUAUAUCAUCGAGCUGCCGAUGGCUUUCAAGCCUGGGGAUGAAAUCUACCCACGGGAUGCGAACGGAAAAUAUCUGUAUCACAAGACAGAUCUGUGUGCAACAUGGGAGGCGCUGGAGGAAUGCAAAGAUGCCGGACUGGUCAAAUCCAUUGGGGUCUCCAACUUCAACCGCCGGCAACUGGAGCUGAUCCUUAAUAAGCCUGGGCUGAAAUAUAAACCUGCCACCAACCAGGUUGAAUGUCACCCAUACUUCACUCAGCCCAAACUGCUGGAGUUCUCCGGCCAACAUGACAUUGUGACUGUGGGAUACAGUCCUAUUGGGACCUGCCGUGAUGAAACAUGGGUCAAUGUGUCUUCCCCUCCUCUCUUGAAAGACCCUCUUCUCAAUGCCAUUGGCAAGAAGUACAACAAGACUGCAGCCCAAGUAGCCCUGCGCUUCAAUGCACAAAGGGGAGUCGCUGUUAUCCCAAAGAGUUUUAACCCGGACAGAAUCAAAGAAAACUUUCAGAUCUUUGACUUCAGUCUGACGGACAAGGAGAUGAAGGACAUUGAGGCCCUGAACAAGAAUGUCCGCUAUGUGGAGUUGUUAAUGUGGAGUGACCACCCAGAGUACCCCUUCAAGGAUGAAUACUGAGGGGGGUAUAUUCUACUUUUACCCUCACAAAACCAUCUACCGUGGCUCCUCCUCAUUGAUCCGAAGUGGAAGGAAUAUUUGGAGACCCUGGUGCCUGUAUCAGACACAAUAAUAGAUACAGACUAAUUAAUUUGGACGGACUCGAACAGGCAUUUUUUUUAUUAAUGCCCCUGGAGGUGGCAACAGCGCAGUUUUAUUCUACUAUAUUUAAUUUUUUAAACGGAUAAAGAAACCUAAUAUGCCUCUAUCUCCCUAUCUUUCUUUUGUAUCACCAUAGUCCAUAGAAUGAUAGAAAUGUAUAUUACUAGCUUUACUUCUUACAGUGGGAGGUUUACAGCUAAUUAUUAUUAUUAGCUUUAGAGUAUUUACUGCCCAAAUAAAUAAAGUACCCAAAUACCCUCAUGUUCUAAUUUGCCCCUUAUGUUUUUCUAAUGUAAAAUACUAUGAACGAAA
This is a messenger RNA of Xenopus tropicalis (tropical clawed frog), 1453 nucleotides long. It is a transcript of the gene akr1d1, whose product is annotated as aldo-keto reductase family 1, member D1. The record is from RefSeq and is marked provisional. Gene Ontology annotation, molecular function: oxidoreductase activity; Delta4-3-oxosteroid 5beta-reductase activity. The coding region runs from base 20 to 1000 and encodes 326 amino acids. The transcript has 9 exons. Gene Ontology annotation, biological process: bile acid biosynthetic process; steroid metabolic process. NCBI's taxonomy places the organism in Eukaryota, Metazoa, Chordata, Amphibia, Anura, Pipidae.